AUUCAGCACUCUAGCAAGAAGACUGAACAUCUUCGUAGGCGAACAUAUGGCCCACCAAGUCACCUUAUAUCGUCCUCCGACUUGGAUGACAAAAACAUUUUGUACAUACGCAAUCUGAGUAUGGAGAUUGUGCACCACCAGGUAUUUGAGCUGUUCAGCUCCUUUGGCAAUCUGAAGCGUGUCUACGUGCAUCAACGCUCCGAUAACUACAAGUACGCGAUGAUAAUUUACAUUAGUGAAGAGUCCGUGAAACGAGCCCUGUCUGCCAAUCCGCAUAGGCUGAACGACAAGAAAUACAUUUGCCAGCAGGCCAACCCCUGGCACUUGGGGCACUUCAAAAUCGACAGCCAACUGUCUGCAUCCAUAGAUACAACAAACUCCCGAGAUCGGUUCCGAAUGCGACUACCUUACGGCGUCGUAAUGCGCUCUUAUUUUUACGAGUCGCAUCCAAGCCCAAGCCAGAGCAGCAGAGCUGAUGGCGAGCCGAAGAAAAGAUCUGCCCUGCUGCCGAACCUCUGCUUGGCCCUCUUACAUUACACAGACACUAAGCAGCCCCUACCAAAGUCUGAAUGCAAAACGGAGCCAGCGCCAGUGAUGAGCUAUCAACAGCAGCUCUUUGCCGGCAUGGACAAGAGCUACAGGUUUGAGCGCCACAGCUACACGAAUUUCGUGGCCUACCAGAAGAAGCCUGGCCACUACGAAUCGGUGCCCAUCGACCUUGAAGUGGGACUGACAGCUAUAGCCUAUGCAGAUAUUCGCGAUAAGCUAGAGUUAAUAUCAUUUCAUUAUCGCUGACAAUGCAAAAUGA
Molecule: messenger RNA, 808 nt
Organism: Drosophila navojoa
Lineage: Eukaryota; Metazoa; Arthropoda; Insecta; Diptera; Drosophilidae
Molecular function (GO): RNA binding
Source: RefSeq, a predicted model, not a curated record